Messenger RNA from Drosophila santomea, 645 nucleotides. It is a transcript of the gene Obp19a, whose product is annotated as general odorant-binding protein 19a. Gene Ontology annotation, biological process: sensory perception of smell; olfactory behavior. Gene Ontology annotation, molecular function: dibutyl phthalate binding; odorant binding. Gene Ontology annotation, cellular component: extracellular region. The transcript has 3 exons. NCBI's taxonomy places the organism in Eukaryota, Metazoa, Arthropoda, Insecta, Diptera, Drosophilidae. The coding region runs from base 1 to 480 and encodes 159 amino acids. The record is from RefSeq and is a predicted model, not a curated record.
AUGGGUCUGGAGUCUGGAAUCCGCCACAUCGGCUCGGAAAUGAAGUUUCAUCUGCUGCUGGUCUGCGUCGCCAUAUCCCUGGGACCGCUGCCCCAGUCGGAGGCAGGGGUGACGGAGGAGCAGAUGUGGGCCGCCGGAAAGCUGAUUCGCGACGUUUGCCUGCCCAAGUAUCCCAAGGUCAGCGUGGAGGUGGCCGACAACAUCCACAACGGGGCUAUACCCAAUAGCAAGGACUCCAACUGCUACAUCAAUUGCAUCCUGGAGAUGAUGCAGGCGAUCAAGAAGGGAAAGUUCCAAGUGGAGUCGACCCUCAAGCAGAUGGACAUUAUGCUGCCGGACAGCUACAAGGAGGAUUACCGCAAGGGCAUCCACCUGUGUAAGGACUCCACCGUGGGCCUGAAGAACGCCCCCAACUGCGAUCCCGCCUACGCCCUGCUCAGCUGCCUGAAGAGCAACAUCAAGGUGUUCGUGUUUCCCUAGGCCUUGGAUGCCAUUGCGAUAUCGGAUGCGUCACACAUUGGCAUCUGGAACAGGUGACUCCGCAACUAAUAAAGUAUAUAUGUAACAUAUGUAUAUAUCUUGCCCGAAAUCCCAAACCCAAUCCACUGCACUGACCAGAUGAUCAAUAAAAGCUAGCCGGAGGGC